Molecule: messenger RNA, 318 nt
Organism: Seminavis robusta
Lineage: Eukaryota; Bacillariophyta; Bacillariophyceae; Naviculales; Naviculaceae
Source: the annotation of a GenBank genome assembly
AUGAACGACGAUGUUCAGAUUCACCUGAGCGAACUCAUCGCUCAGUUUGCAACGGACAACCAAGAUGAUCUCGACGCUGCAACCUUCCAAAGCUUGACAGCCCCGGAAACGCUCCGUAGUAUCAGCAGCAAGGCUGCUCUGAGCUUGUUGAAAGUCGAAGACGCUGUCGUUACGAAUACCGAAGGCUCGACCGCCUUGCAAGACCGCUGCGUUGCUGCCAUGGCUGCCAACUGGAAGGAUGUUGGUGCGUCCCUCACGUCGGAUCAGGGACUCGCGACACUGAAGCCCCCCGUUCUAGCGAAAGUCGUGGCCAAGUAA